AAUGAAAAUCGCUGAAUGGCGACAUCAAUAUCUAACGUAAAUGUGUCUAUCUUGAACAAAAAAUAAAGAAUUAAGCACCUUUUUAAAUAAAAGAGCAUGAACCCUUCAAGUACAAGAUGAAAAGAAGUAAUAAUACUAUACAGCUGUAAUUUUGAUAGUCUGACCUAAAGCUUCAUCUUAAAUGGAGGUUGAUACAAGUCCAUCAUCACCAUCUGAUCAGCCAAAUCCUGAUUCAUCACAGGCAAAGGAUAUCAGCUUACAUGAUUCACAUACUGAUCAACCACAAUCUGUAGAUCAGGAAGAUGGAUCAACGGCUGAAGUCAUAGGAGACAAUGAUGAUUUAAAUAUGCCAUCAUCUCCAAGUUCUACUUUUAAAGAAGAACAUGUAAAUGGUUCUCAGCAAGAAGAACAAAUGGAAUUUGAGGAAAAAGAAAGCAAGUUAGAUGAAUCACAGGACUAUGAUAUGAAAUCUCCGGUUUCAGCUGAUAUUAGCACAGAAAUUAAUGCAAGCGUGUCACAAUCACAAUCACAAACCAGUGAAUUAGACAUUUGUAAUCUAAGUACAGAUAUAGAGGAUAAAAUGGAUGCUCUGUCAGAUUUAAAAGACAGCGAUUUUGAUACGUCUCGAGUUACUGACAGUGAAGAGAUCAAAUCAGAACAGUUGAAUGAUUCAGUAUAUACAGAUGAAAAGGAUACAACUCUUGUUGAACAAGACCAGGAUUCUGAAAAUGAAUUAGAUUUGACAAGUUCACCAGACAAAUCUUUUCUUCAAUCAGCUAACAAUGAGAAUUUUGAUACCUCAACGCAAUCACCAAAAAUGAAUGAUGAUCAAGAAGUUAAAAAUCAGGAGUCUGAUAUAAGUUCAGAUGAAGAAAAUUUUGAUAGUAAUCAAGAAGAAAUGACUUCAAGUAAUGUUGAUAUUAAAGAUUCACAACAAGAAGAUGAUUCAAAUGAAAAUAUCACUGAAAACAUUAACAAGGAAGUUUCUAGUACUAAUUUAAGUCAUAGUGAUGAAUCAGAUGGAAAGUUAUCUGAAGAAAAUCUUGUCCAAGAUGGUCACAUUUCAAGUGUACAACAGCUUCAACAAACAGAAGAUAUAGAUUCACCUGAAAACAGCGAUAUUGAAUGCUCACCACAAAGAGAAGCUAGACAAAGUCCGCAAAUGGAAUCAGAAAAAAUAUUUGACCAAGUUUCAGAUGACGGGGAAUCUCAAGAUUUUAAAAACUUUCAAUCAAAACAGAACGACAUGCUUGGUCCAACCUCACCAGUUUCAGAUGAGAGUGAUUUUGAACAAGAAGAAACUUCCCAUGGUUUGAAAAAGAGUGAAAUUGUAGAAGCUGCAUCUCCAGUGUCUGAUAAUACUGACAGUGAACAGGAAGAAGGGGAGGUAACUCAAAGUAGAAAUAAAGAUUCGGUUUUAGGACCUGCAUCCCCAGUAUCUGAUUCUUGUGAUACAAAACAAAGAAAAGGUUCUAAUAAAAGCAUGGAUUCUAUGUUAGGACCAGCAUCCCCUGUUUCUGAUAUAAGCGAUAAAGAACUAGGAGAAAUAACUGAAUCAAAGACAAUUGAAUCUGCAUUCGGACCAACUUCCCCUGUGUCUGAUUUGAGUGAUAAAGAACAAGGGGAAGUUAGUGAAAAUAGAAAAGUUGAUUCUAUGAUUGGACCUGCUUCUCCAGUUUCUGAAGAAAGUGAUCAGGAACUGGAAGAAGGGGAAACUAAACUCUCUAAAUAUGAUCUCAGUGGACCUGCUUCUCCUACUUCUGAUGGUGAAUUGUCUCCCCCUUCUCCUGUGUCUGAAAAUGGAAGUUUUCCCAGUGAUGGAGAAAAGGGUCCAAAAUCCCCAGAUGGUCCUGGGUCACCAUCAGAAGAUGGAGAAAAGUUACAAAGUAAGGUUCCAAAUGGCAUUUCUUCAUUCAAUGAUCGUCCAGCUCAGCGAUUGGAGAAGGAAUAUAAAGACAUAUCUGAUGAUGAUUCUUUUAGUGACGAAGAAAAACCACCGAAAGGAAUACUUGUCACAGAAAAAAGUGCUAAAAAUAAACAUAGUGAAAAAGUUAGGUCUCAUAUUAGUAUUGCUGAUGAUCAUGGCGAAUUAGAUUACAUGGACGAAGAUGAAGACGAGGUUGGAAAAGAUGAAAAAGACAAGUUUGAAGACAGCAAAGAUGGUGAAGAAAAGAAAGAUCUUAAUGAACGAGAGGAUGGAGAACAUGACUCUGACAAGGAUGAUGGCGAAGUUGAAGAUGAUGAUGACUGUGAAGAAGGAGAAAUAAAAGAACCUGGUAGUCGGAAGCCAUUUGUUAAACCUACGUGUAGAUUUUUUAUGAGAGGGCUGUGUACUUGGGGCAGUAAUUGUAGAUUUUUACACCCUGGUGUUAAUGACAAAGGGAAUUACAGACUGUUUGAAGAACCUGGAGACAAGUCAGCACCUCCACCAUGGGAAGAGAUGGAAGAGGAAGACUUGCCUCCACCUCCUCCUCCACCACCUAAAGCUGCACCUGUAGAGUCUGCAUGGGAGAGAGGAUUAAGACAUGCAAAAGAACUGAGGAAAAAAGCUCACAAAAGAAAAGAACAAGAACCUGACUUUGAAGAAAAGAAAUUGAAUUUGUCUGUGGAUGAAGAGAGAGAAUUCAAUAAAGAAAAUGACAGACAGAAUCCCUUUUAUGAAGACCAAGUAUAUGAUGACGAAUAUUAUGAUAAAGUGCCAUUACAUCGUACUCCAGUGGAGCCGCCACCAAAUAUGUGGCAUCCAGCACAAUAUGAAAAUUUUGAAGUCAGAUGGAACAGGGAACCAGAAUGGAUGCCACCUCCUUAUAUACCAAGAGAAAGAGAACAUUUUGAUUAUCCUGCACGACAUUAUUCACCGCCACAUAUUCAUAGAUAUGAAAAAAGAAGAGAAAUUGAUCGACGGAAAGAUUACACAGAUGAUAGAGUCAAUAAUCAACCACCACAAACAUUUAACAGACCCAGAGCUGCUGAUCAUUGGCAGGAUCCAUGGCAACGGUCAAAGUCUCCUAAAAAUAAAGGCAGAAGUUCACGAAGUCAUUCCAGAGCUCGACGGAAGAAUCGUCGUUCACAUAGUUAUUCAUCCUCAUUUUCAUCCAGUUCAUUCUCAGGGUCCUCACGUUCUGGUUCACGGUCUUCUUCAUACAGUCGUUCAUACAGCAGAAGUUCGUCAGGCAGUCGUUCAUCAUCAGCUAGUUCAAAAAAUUCAAGAUCACCAUCCAAGAGCCCAGUAAAAAGACGUAAUGUUCCUAAGAGACCUCCAAAGUCUGGACCAGAUGCUACUAAAACUGCAGGUCAGAAAUCAAAAGCACCAAAGAGUCCAACAAAAAGACGAUCCAGUGCACAGGCUACGUCUCCUAAGAAACAACCCUCAGGAGCUGGUCCUCCUUUGCAACCUUUACCCCCAGGAGGAAGGGGGAGAGGCAGAGACAGAAAUGUUCCUAAACCUGCAGGGAGAGGAAAAGGUAGAAAAAGAAGUUCAAGUGGAAGCAGUUUCUCAAGAAGUCAUUCAUCAGGGUCAUCUUCAUCCCGAUCAUCUAGUGCUAGUAGUAUAUCAUCAGGCAGUAGUCAUUCAACAAGUACCUCUAGUGGAAGUGCUGACUCCGAACAUUUAUACCGAGGAGUUGGAGGUCGUGGCAGUUCUCCAUCACCUUCUCCCAAGAAAAAACCCAUUAAAAAGAAAAAACCUCCACCUGCUGGGAACAAAAAGCAAUCACCAAGAGUAGCAAGACAAAGUAGUCGGGGCGAUGGUAAAGGGCCACAAGGUCCUGGAUUAACCAGCAAGGCUAAAGAUAUGUUAAAGGUCACAGGUCAAAAGCCAAAUAUUAAACUUACACUUCUAGGCAACAAGAAGGCUAGUGAUAAACCAUCAGAGUCUGCUCCAGCAGGGAAGAAACGUCCAGCAGAUACCAAAGCAGGACCUCCUGCCAAAAGACAAGCAGUCAAACCUCCUCCAGAACCUGUACAAAAUGUUCCACCAAAACCUGUUAAAGUUAAACAAGAUAAGCAGAAAUCACCUGUUGUUGCCAGUAAACCAGUGCCGGCACCCAUUCCUAAGGCAGCUCCUCCAAAGCCAGCAGUAUCUCCAACAAAAACGCCAGUAAAACCACCACUUGCACAAGUUGCUGCACAAAAGGAGAAAAAGAGCACACUUAAUCGACGAGAGGAAUUGUUAAAACAGUUGAAAGCUGUAGAAGAUGCUAUAGCCAGAAAACGCUCAAAGAUGCAAUAGUCAUGUAUUUUUAAUUUAGUAUUAUUUAAUUCUGUAGCUUUAUGUAAAAAAAUUAUGCGAAUAAAUUAAGUGCAUUUAAUUAUUAUUUUAUUGUGUUCUGAAAGGUAUGAGAGUAAACUUGUAGAGAUUUUUUGAUAUGUUGAAUGUAUUACAUUUUAAAGUCUAUAUUGAUCAUGUAAUUGUGUGAAUGAUGAAGAUUAAAAAAAUGAGUUUUACAUUACAGUGCAAAACAUUAGGUUUUAUAAAACAUGUGUCUCAAAAACAUCCAUCAUCAUAUAGUUCCAUUGUUUAACUCAUUAAAAUUAUUUGGAGCAUUAUAAACCAUUUAUCCAUAUAUAUUCCAGGCUCUUUUAUGAUACACAGUUUCCAGUUUUCUUUCAAUAAAAGGGGUAAGGGAUGUAUAAAAUUUAUUUGAAAAAAAAUGGAGCUGACACAUUCAUGGAGGAAGUUGAUUUCUUUACAGGUGUUUUGUUUUUGAUGUAAUUAGUGCUUUUGAAUGAUGUGAAAGAGAAACUUCGGUUUGUAAAUAUUUUUUCACUAUAAUGUGAUAAGAAGAUUUUUAUCUUGUAAAUAUGUACAGCAAAAUAAGGAGUUAUUUGUAAUAUUAUAUGAAGAAAUGAAUGAAGUACAACCUAUAGUUUUUUACCUGCUUCUCAAGAAUGCAGUCAUGGCUGUGUUACAAUUAUUUACGGUUGAUGACUGCAUUUAGAGUUUGUUAAAAUCUUAUGAUGUAAAACUUAAAAUUACCUAGAUAUUAGAUAGUAUGUAAGAAACAUGGAAUUUUUGAAACGUUUUAGACACAUUCAAAGGCGAUGUAUUUUUCGUCCCCCUUUUUUAUGUUGAGUUGCUUUCUCUAUCACAUAUACCCCUUAACCUCCUUUUAUUUAUAGGUGUUCUUAGUUUUUUUAUUCAAUAGGAUGUAUUGAAAUUGAUUAUUGGACAUCCGCAAAUAUUUGAACUCUAAUAUAGUUAUUUUUCAUGUGUCUUACUGCAAGUAUCUGAGUUCUCUCCCUUUUGUUAACUUUAUACAGUGCAUUCUACAGAAUUAACAUCUCAUAUCAACGCAGAUUAUUUUAAACAUCACCAGCGAAGUAAAAAGUAAAAUUUGCAUUUGAAACAGUCUAAAUUUGAAUAUUUUCAAAGUGUUUUCAAAUUUUCAGAAGUAAAUGUUGAAUAUUUAUGUUCUUCAAUAUAUCGUUUUUAUGUUCAAGACAUUGACCUUUUACAGGUUAUACAGCUGUUAAAUGGCAAACAAUGUAGAACUGUUUGACUCAAAACAUGCUCAGAAACUUUAAUCCUCAAUCCUUGGUUAAAAAAAUAUUCUUAGAGGAAUAGUCAUGACUGUCUCAUUCCUAGCAAGAAAAAUAUUAUGUGUGCCACUCAUGCUCUAUACUAAUUUGACAAUGCUUUUUAUGAAUUAACUUCUAAUGACCUCACAGUCAAAUUGUUGUCACUAAGCCAUAGUCAAUAUUUACAGUUCUCUACAGCCUUUAUUGAGAUGAGUCUAGUUGUUUUCGGUAGCUUUGGUUUAAAAUGAAUCUGCAUAGCCAAAAAUGCUUUGAAAAGUACCUCUUCCUGCCAUUGAUUUUACUAUUGCUUUCUGAAAAAAAAAUAUAUAUACAAUAAGAAUAUUUCGACUUUCCAACCCCGAUUCCCUCUCGUGGUGUUUCUGUGGUAUGUUACUUAAACAUUAAUGUGAUAAACAGUUUUUAAUGGUAACAUUUUAACUGAUGCUGUACUGAAAAUAAAAAGAAAUAAAGUCACUUAUGUUUUCUUAUUGGUCGUUUAUUAUUUUUUGUUUCUUAAAUUUAAAACAUCUUCAUGGUCAUCACAAUACAGACAAUAUUGGACAGUUUUUAUUGAUCUUAUCUGAUUUUGUUUGUGCUAUUGAUUAAAGACCUCUGACAUCUUACGAUUUUUGCAAAUAUCCCAGUUGCAUGUUUGGCGUAAGUCUAUUUGGUAAAAAAAACAUGUAGUUAAGGGUUUUUCUUGAUGAUAAUAUGAAUAUGACCAGAGAGGUUGCUCAUUUAUGACUUUUUCUCCCUUUGUAUGUGAAUAAAAAGUGAUAUGGGGGAAAUGUAUUAUUCCAUUUCAACAACAGCUGGCUACCAAAAACGCAACAUAUCAUCACAUGUUAUUCAUGAAUGAUUGUAAAACACAUUUACACCACAUGAAAUCAGGAAGUCAUCAAGUGUUUCCACUCAAUAUAGCAGAACACAGAUUUAUUUUGAUUUUGUGAUUUAUUGUCUUUCACAUUAUUUCACCCACAUAACUUAAAGAAAUGGAUAUUGGAGGGGGUGGGGUUCAAUUUAACAUCCAGCAGAUAAUAUCUCAGGUUAGUAUAUGUAGGUACUCUUGAUUUGGAAUUUGGAAAAUUAGACUUAAAAUUUAUGCCAUAAUUAUUUUAUCUUUUUUAAAGAUCUUCGGAAAAAACACUGGGUACUUAUUUCUAAGUGACUGACUAUUUCCCCACAAGUACUUUACAGUAAAUAUCUGCUUUUGGUAAUGCUGUUAAAAGUGUUAAAAUUAACAGAUAACGAAAUUAGUAUAAACUGUGUGGGUAUUCAAUUGUGAUUUGUAAACAGAAACCAUUUUUUAUUGUACAUUACCAACUUCAAAAGAGUACAAUAUAAGAAAUUGUAUGUUGUAGUCGAAAUUUAUGAAUGAUUGUAAAACAAUAAAUUCUCAAUAUAAA
This is a messenger RNA of Mytilus californianus (California mussel), 6926 nucleotides long. RefSeq names its product zinc finger CCCH domain-containing protein 18-like. The record is from RefSeq and is a predicted model, not a curated record. Bases 182 to 4231 code for a protein of 1349 amino acids. Lineage: Eukaryota; Metazoa; Mollusca; Bivalvia; Mytilida; Mytilidae. The transcript has 18 exons. Gene Ontology annotation, molecular function: metal ion binding.